This is a messenger RNA of Protobothrops mucrosquamatus (brown spotted pit viper), 1281 nucleotides long. RefSeq names its product nardilysin-like. Gene Ontology annotation, biological process: proteolysis. The record is from RefSeq and is a predicted model, not a curated record. Gene Ontology annotation, molecular function: metalloendopeptidase activity; metal ion binding. The transcript is spliced from 10 exons. NCBI's taxonomy places the organism in Eukaryota, Metazoa, Chordata, Lepidosauria, Squamata, Viperidae. Bases 1 to 1281 code for a protein of 426 amino acids.
AUGUCUGGUGAGACUAGGACCAAAGGAGCAGAAAAUUGUCCAGUUAUACGCUCACAGCAGCAGAGGCCACAGAGAUGCCGUAAUGAAAGGGCCCAACAUGCAGAGGAAUUGCGGAAGCGUAGAGCCAAGAAAAAUGAGGGAGACCCAGAUAUUGUAAAAUCACCCAGUGACCAUAAGGAGUACAGGCACAUCAAAUUAAAAAAUGGCAUGAAUGUGCUGUUGAUUUCUGACUGGACAAUUGAUGAUUGCACUUCUUCUGAUGAAUCAGACACUGAACUAGAAGAUUUCCUAAUAUCUUCUGGAACAGAUGAGGAAGACGUUCUUGCUACAAAAAUUCAGGAAACUGAGAGAAAUGAUAGGAAUAUCAAGGAAUCUGAGGAUGGAUCUCUGGAUGGUGAAGUUGGAAGUGAAGGAAGUUAUGAUUUUGGAAGUGAUGGUAUUGUUGAAGGUGAUCGUGAAGUGAGGGAAGACCAUGAUGACCCUGAAAUAUAUGAAGAAUUAGUGAAACAAGAAGAUGAAAAUAAGAUGGGCAGUACAGAAAAGCAGGCUGCAGCCGCCCUUGCUGUUGGUGUUGGGAGUUUCUGUGACCCUGGUGAUUUACCUGGAUUGGCUCAUUUUUUGGAGCAUAUGGUAUUUAUGGGUAGCCAGAAAUAUCCAGAUGAAAAUGGAUUUGAUACAUUCUUAAAGAAGCAUGGAGGGUCAGACAAUGCCUCAACAGAUACAGAACGAACUAUUUUCCAGUUUGAUAUCCAAAAGAAAUAUUUUAAAGAAGCUCUUGACAGAUGGGCACAGUUCUUCAUUCAUCCUCUGAUGAUUAAAGAUGCUAUUGACCGUGAAGUUGAAGCUGUGGAUAGUGAAUAUCAGAUUGCAAAACCCUCUGAUGCUAACAGAAGAGAACUCCUGCUUGGAAGUCUCGCAAAACCAGGACAUCCUAUGAGAAAAUUCUUUUGGGGUAAUGCAGAGACACUGAAAUAUGCACCAAAAAAGAAAGGAAUUGAUACCUACGCAAGACUGAGGGAUUUCAGAAAACGAUAUUACUCAGCUCACUACAUGAAUCUUGUUGUCCAGUCUAGAGAAACCCUGGAUACUUUGCAAAAAUGGGUGACGGAAAUUUUCUCACACAUCCCAGAUAAUGGGCUGCCCAGACCGGAUUUUAGUCACCUGAUAAACCCUUUUGAUACACUGGAAUUUCACAAGGUUUACAAAAUUAUUCCAGUGAAAGAAAUACAUUCUUUGAACAUCUCUUGGGGUCUUCCCACACAGGAAAAGAAUUACAAGUAA